AUGACCACAGACGCCUUUCAAGAGGAUACCAACCCGGAAUCAACACCCGCGUCUCCAACUCCAGACGAUAUCAUUGCAGCAUUUCUCGCAAGGCAAGACGACAUAGUCAUGUACGGGCAGUGUCAGGAAGACUACCCCGUGCCCGAGCAUAGUUUCUCAAGUCCCUCUCUGGAUGAAAGUCCCCAUGGCCAGCUGGAGUACCUCUUCACCCCCAGCAACACAUUCGCCAAUGCCCUCCUGAGUCCGCCUUCAAUGUCUUUGACAGGGUUCCAACGAGACUUCCAGCUCCCAUCUCCUCCGCAAUCCCGUUCCGCGAGUCCAUCAGGGAGCAAAGUGACUGCGCCUCGUCAUCGCCGCACAUCCUCCUACCCAAGAAAGACAGGCAGAAACGGCGGAACUCAUGUAAGGAGACACACCACAUUGAGUACGAGUUCAAAGGGGCACAUGGCGCAUACUCCCAUGGUCCCACGCAAAGCGGAGGAUUGGGAGCCUUGGAAAAACGUCAUCCACCAACUGUACAUUGUGCAAAACCACAUCCUCAAGGAUAUCAUUGUCAUCAUGGAAAAUACCUACCAUUUCAAAGCAACACCAAAGAUGUACAAAAACCAGUUUGCCAGAUGGAACUUCUUCAAGUAUGCCAUCAAACGACGAUCACGCUCGGGAACAGACACGUGCUCUGGCUCGGAUGCUUCUGAAAGCACAGAGCAACCUUGGAUGAUCGAUCAAAACCACAAGCCUGAAGACAGGCAAGCCGACACUCCUAUCUUUCGCAACGAUUGUGAUGGUCCCCUUGACGCAUACCCGUCUCACUACCUUGAUGAUAGUCCCUCUGAGCCACCUUAUUGCUUUCCGUCUUCACAGGAGGAGCUGGUCCCGUUCUGUCUUGAUUCACAGAUCUCCUCGUUCGCCCAACACAUCAUCAUGAACGACCUCGAAGGCAAGGACUUGGCAACGAGAUGGAGCAGGGGUGAUUUUGGUCCUGACUUUGCUCAGCGCUUACAGGGUCUAUACCACAAGGCCACGGCCAUGUCAGACUCGGGUCAAUCCUCGGAAAAGGUUUCAAAAGCAAUCCAACGUGUCUACUGUGGAUGGAUGAGCGACUACUACGAGUCUACACAACAGUGGUCGGAAGUGUUCGAGUGGAAGAAGAAGGGAUUGUCCAUGACGUCGAACCAGCAGUAUGUGGCCUGCUCGAUGCGUCUGGAGGAGAUGAUGCGCGAUCAUGGGUCACCGGAAGAGGCAGAAGAUUUGAGAAGGGCAAGGAUGGAUAUCGGGUGGUUGCUGAGCGGCGUGUUGCCGAGUUUGUUUGAGUGUCUUUCUGCGAGAUGA
Molecule: messenger RNA, 1329 nt
Organism: Neurospora hispaniola
Lineage: Eukaryota; Fungi; Ascomycota; Sordariomycetes; Sordariales; Sordariaceae
Product: Clr5 domain-containing protein
Exons: 2
Coding region: 1-1329 (442 amino acids)
Source: RefSeq, a predicted model, not a curated record